Molecule: messenger RNA, 1047 nt
Organism: Linepithema humile (Argentine ant)
Lineage: Eukaryota; Metazoa; Arthropoda; Insecta; Hymenoptera; Formicidae
Source: RefSeq, a predicted model, not a curated record
AUCGGUUCUUCGGAUCCCGGAGUAGUCACCCACUUGGUGAUAAAUGGCAUUCCGGAGCGAGGGGACCUAAUCAGCCCAGCACAAUACUUUGCUUUCUCUUUUAUUAUCUUCGCGACACCGAUUGUCAAACGACAACUCGUCGCCCUCGAAAUGUACAGCGGCUCGACUCCGAGGCUGCAACUAGCACGAAUUAAACGUCAUGAACAAUGACGAUCGGACACCUGAACUCGCACGCGCUCAAUGCAUCUCUCUUCUUGCUGUCGCCACGGAUUAUGAUAAUGCUCGUUUCCUCACCGGCUUCACGGCAACACCGAGGGAUCGGCAAACGGAUUCAGAGGGGAUAACCAGGAGAGUCACGGGAGGGUGGAUUUCCCGGCACACGAGACUGCCGAAAAACAGGGGUGGCACCACGGGUCCACUCCUGAAAGGGAGAACCGGCGUGUCUCAGCACGAGAAGGACGUGACACAUGCUGAACCUACGGCACAGGACAUGGAGGAGAAAGAACGAACGAGUGUCCCUGGGAAGCGCGUCGCAAACGAAGAGAGAUUGCAUUGCAGUAGUGUAUCGAGUAAUUUGUGGAAUGUAUCUUAGGAAUGAUUGGACGCGAGGGUGCGCUUCAUUGGAAAAAUAUUUUAUCUGUGGCAUCCAGUGAUAGUUAUCCCUCAUUUUCGUACUAUCUCUCGAACAGUGAAGGUAACGUACAAAUGUUUUUCUCACCAAUUUAAAGAUUGACAAACGUACAAUUCGCUCAAUAUUUGAAAUUAUUUCAUAAAUUUCAAUUUCCUCCAAUUCUCACGCAACUUUGUUAUUUAAAAGUGUUCCCUCGUGCGCGUUCGUGCCGCCGUGAGUGCUGUCAAAAGAGAAGGACUCAUCAUUCAACCUAAUAGAGCUUCUCCCCUCAUAUAAUCACACAAUCAUGCGAUGAUAUGGGGCUGCAAAACUUGAAAUUUUUCCUUCUCGAAAAUGAUUAUUGGUUCUCGAGUUCCAAUGCGAUGACUGUUACGUCACUGCAAUCCGGCGUAAAACAGAAAGAGACGGAUGAGAGA